AUGCGCUCGGUUUGCUUUUGGCAAGUAGACCACUCAGGCUACCCUCCAAGUCUCCUGGGAAUGAAAAUCCCACGCCUGAGGACAAGCCGCAAGCGUGGUACUUUUGCGUUUCGGGGAGUGGCAGAAAUCCGGCCAAUUGGCAAGUCGAGGAGGCCACGCACCUUGUUCCAUCCAUGCCAGCGCGUAACCCGUGGUUCGGCGCUGCGUAUCCCUGCCACUUCCGACCGGAGGACCAUUCAGUGUCUACGGCUGUUAAUCUACAAAUCAUUCCUCAGAUCAACGAUUCUUCAUCAUGAUGGGUCCUCUUUUAGACUUCAAGACUGCGGCUGUUCUCCACCAGGAGAUUUUCGCUGGGAGCUUCUCCCGCUUCGAUUGUGGACCUCGACCUCUGGCUUAGGCGGGCGAGUGGAAUCGCUGCACUUGCUUCUCCGUAUUAUAUCGAAGCUAUCUGAUCUGACCACCCGGCAGGGGUCACACAGCAUGCAGCGAUUCAUAAACUCAGAAGGAGGCGCAAUUCAGUACCAGUACGGAGUAGAUAGUACUGUGGGAGCGAAAUUGGCCAUGCAUGGCGGAAUUGCGCGGACGAGAGUUCCGAGGAAUAACAUUAACUACAUUCGGAUGAGGCCUCGCGCUCGUGGCCACGGAGCACUACGGGAGCGUGAAGGAAAGAUGCCGUCAUACCACCACCGUACCAUCCAAUACGUAUAUACUCUGUUACCAACCCGGUAUUAA
Aspergillus niger is the source of this 732-nucleotide messenger RNA. RefSeq lists its product as hypothetical. Bases 1 to 732 code for a protein of 243 amino acids. Lineage: Eukaryota; Fungi; Ascomycota; Eurotiomycetes; Eurotiales; Aspergillaceae. The record is from RefSeq and is a predicted model, not a curated record. The transcript has 6 exons.